AUGGAGUCCCCUUUGAGCAAGAGGAAUCCGGCGAUAAGAUUAGCGGAUUUGGCAGCGACUCAACCUCUUCCUCAUCAGAAUAUGACAGGCUUCCCGGGGCUAGGGGGGCAUCACCCUCACUCCCACCAUGCUCACCACCACCCUGGGGAGAUGGGCAACGACCCCGGAGUGGCACUCACUCCAUUUGGACCCGAGCACAUGGCACAGACAAAUGCUCUCAAACUUAGCCCCUCUCAGCACAUUCAGAGCUAUCCUGAAGCCCAGACCGUUGCAGCGGCAGCAGCAUCCUUCACUUCUACUCAGACCACAGUUGGUUACCCCGUGGCUCCUCACCCUCACUCAGGCUACUCUAACAGCAGGGACUACAUCCUCAGGAGAGAACUCUCAGCCUCGGCUAUGCAUGCACUUGGCGACCAGCAUAGUUCAGCCUCCUCCCCUCAUCACCAUGGCAUGUUCAUCUCCCCAACAGGUGCUUAUGGGCACGCCGAGACUUGUGCCCUUCCACUUUUCUCUGGACUCCACGACCAGGCGGCACCAGGUGCCCACCAUCACCAUCACCAUGCCCUCAACGGGCAGAUGCGUUUGGGUCUACCGGGGGAUAUCUACGGCAGGCCAGAGCACUUCGUCCACAGGCCCGAGCACUAUGGACCUUCUUCCCUCCACAGCUACAACUCCAUGAACCUCAAUGUGAACAUCGCUUCUGCUCCUCACGGAGCCGCGGGGGCGUUUUUGAGAUACAUGAGGCAGCCCAUCAAGCAAGAGUUAAUCUGCAAAUGGAUUGACCAAGAGCAAACUUCAAAGAAGCCCUGCUCCAAAACGUACAGCACCAUGCAUGAGCUGGUCAACCAUGUCACGGUGGAGCACGUCGGGGGACCGGAGCAGAGCAGUCACGUCUGCUUCUGGGAAGAAUGUCCGCGCGAGGGGAAAGCUUUUAAGGCGAAGUACAAACUAAUAAACCACAUCCGAGUUCACACGGGAGAGAAACCCUUCCCUUGCCCUUUCCCCGGCUGUGGAAAAGUGUUCGCUCGCUCGGAGAAUCUAAAGAUUCAUAAAAGGACACACACAGGUCAGUGAAAGAACAAAUAUGUAUUGUGAAAAGUUUUCAUUUUAACUGCUGGCGGCAUGGUGACCAUGCGUAAAAGUAACGGGAACGAGAUUUAAUCAAAUACAACUAACUAUUCAUACAGUCGAGCCAAGGCAUCACCUGAUUCGAUGAAGAGUUUCUGAAACAUAAGCUUUUUAGACAUUGAAACUAGACGUGAAACUAGACGUGGGUGGUUAUGCAUUAUGGUUUGUGAAACUUGCUUACGUAUUUCCAAGUGAGUGAAUACCACGCGUAAUGUAGUUAUCAGUCCGUAGAGGACGUUUACGCCUUUAUGGCUCAUGUUACUGCUAUGUUGAUAUAGCGAAUUGUCGCAGCAGAAGCAACCAUCAGUUCAAUCUCUAUGUACUGAUUUUAUAAGUUACUAAAUCGAGCUCCGGGUGAAAAUUAAACAAUUUUUUGGGGGGGGAAAGUUAUAACAGUUUUAGACUAUUGUGUUAUAGGCUGCUGAUAACCACAUCGAAACUUGACUCACAAUAAUUUCAGACUAAAGAAAAACAACAAAGUGAAAACGGGCCACUGGGGCUUGUCCUUAAAUGCCAACAACAGCAAUGGCGUUAAUGCAAGUCAGUCUAAACACUUGUAGUAUGAUGCAAUACAGUAUGCAGUGCCACGCGUGCUAUGUUACCGAAUAGCCUGCAAAGCAGACCAACUUUCCAACUUAUAACUCACACGAGGGCUGGCCUAUUUGGAAAGCAAGUUGCACCCAAGACUGGACUCACGCGAAAAACAGCAUGUGGAAACCACGAUGAUUCAACCAGUGUGUGCCCAGUGGGAAGGGGCCGCUCCAACACCAUGUCCAUGCUUUGAAAGCAUGAGAUCUUGGUUGCCUAGAUCUUGGUUGCCUGGUGUAUGUUUUUUCUAUUUUGAAUUGUCCAUUUUUACAAUCAUAAAAUCAUUUUUAAAUACAAUCAUUGCAACAUAUAGGAUUAUCUUUAUCAAAAAAGACAUUCAUUUAGGCCUACCAAUGCACUUGUUUCCUCAGUACUGUAUAGGCUACACAUUUCCCCCACGCGUUCCCGCAGUAUAGCCCACGGGCCACCCUAUGUUCCAUGUAAGUCAGUCAGUCAGGAACAUGCCUAGUACAUGUGGGAGAGGAGUGGCUGCGGGUGUAGAUGUAUAAUAAAUUAGGUAUGUCGGACAGGAAGCCCUUGCGGCAGAAUGGGCUGCCACCGACCAUUUAUGGAGUAAUUACUGCGGGAAGUGGUAUGUUACCAGGCAGUUAAGCGAUGGAUUCAAUUAUAGUCCUAGUUUGGGUAGAGCAUGUGGACGUCCAUGUUGAAUAAGGUGAAAAAUCAAUAAUAGUUUGUAUAGGCCAAAUUAAAAGGAAUUGACAUUUCUGUUUGCUGGGAAUAUAUUGUAGGCUAUAGAUUUGAUGUCAUAAAAAUGGUUAAUGGUCCUAUCCAUUUGGUCACUUUAUUAUUCUCCUUGGACUUUGACGAAAUGUUUUUAUAAAGGCCAUUAUAAAAUGUCUUCAUUAUGUUUUUGAAACACAAAGUGCACAUUCUGUUAUCGUACAUGCACCCUUUCCGUAGAGUUAUUGGAUAUGAGUAGCCUAAUAAUAAAUGUUUCAAUCUCUUCCAGGAGAGAAGCCUUUCAAGUGCGAGUUUGACGGCUGCGACAGGAAAUUCGCCAACAGCAGUGACCGGAAGAAGCACUCCCACGUCCACACGAGUGACAAGCCUUACUACUGCAAAGUCCGAGGCUGUGACAAGUCCUACACGCACCCCAGCUCGCUGCGAAAGCACAUGAAAGUCCAUUGCAAGUCGCCCCCGCCCCCUUCCUCCAACGUUUCAUACCAUUCCUCUUCGAACCCUCUCAGCGCGCCCCUUUCGCCCGUCUCCGAACCGCACAGGAACCGGUCAGCGAAUCUCUCGCCUCAGGUUACCAACCUUAAUGAGUGGUACGUGUGCCAGGGGAGCGGGGGACCCAACCACCUCCACACCCCCUCCAGCAAUGUGCCAACGACGGACUCGGAAGAGGAGGACUCUUUCAGAAAUGCAGACCCAAGGACAAUGCUGUAA
This is a messenger RNA of Coregonus sp. 'balchen', 3126 nucleotides long. The record is from the annotation of a GenBank genome assembly. NCBI's taxonomy places the organism in Eukaryota, Metazoa, Chordata, Actinopteri, Salmoniformes, Salmonidae.